AUGUUUUGGUUAAGACCUAUUUUGCGUUCACAACCAAGAUCUUCUUACGGAUACUGCACUUCCUCCGCCGCUGCAAUUCAAGCUGAAAAAACCAUUCAACAUGGACCCAGAAACGAUUGGACCAAAGAUGAAGUCAAAUCCAUCUACGACUCUCCCAUUCUCGAUCUUCUCUUCCACGGGGCUCAGGUUCAUAGACAUGCUCAUAACUUUAGGGAAGUGCAACAGUGUACUCUUCUAUCUGUGAAAACAGGUGGGUGUAGUGAGGAUUGUUCUUAUUGUCCUCAAUCCUCUAGAUAUGAUACAGGUCUCAAAGGUCAAAGACUUAUGAACAAGGAGGCUGUUCUUCAAGCUGCACUCAAGGCAAAAGAGGCUGGGAGUACUCGCUUUUGUAUGGGUGCUGCAUGGAGGGAUACAAUAGGAAGAAAGACUAACUUCAAUCAGAUACUUGAAUAUGUUAAAGAAAUAAAGGGAAUGGGAAUGGAGGUGUGUUGUACCCUUGGCAUGCUGGAUAAAGAUCAAGCUGGUGAACUCAAGAAGGCGGGUCUUACUGCUUACAAUCACAAUCUCGACACUUCCCGGGAAUAUUAUCCAAACAUCAUCACAACUAGGAGUUAUGACGAGCGCCUUCAAACUCUUGAAUAUGUUCGUGAUGCAGGGAUUAAUGUUUGCUCUGGAGGAAUUAUCGGGCUUGGAGAAGCUGAGGAAGACCGUGUAGGUUUGUUACAUACAUUAUCAACACUUCCUACACAUCCAGAGAGCGUUCCUAUUAAUGCACUUGUUGCUGUCAAGGGAACCCCUCUUCAGGAUCAGAAGCCUGUUGAAAUAUGGGAGAUGAUUCGCAUGAUUGCGACAGCGCGUAUAACAAUGCCAAAAGCAAUGGUGAGGUUAUCAGCCGGCAGAGUUCGGUUCUCCGUGCCUGAGCAAGCAUUGUGUUUUCUUGCUGGUGCCAAUUCUAUCUUUGCUGGUGAAAAGCUUCUCACAACUGCUAACAAUGAUUUUGAUACUGAUCAACUCAUGUUUAAAGUUCUCGGUCUCCUUCCAAAAGCUCCAACCUUAGACGAAGAUGAAACUAGCGAGACAGAGAACUAUAAAGAAGCUGCUUCUUCUAGUUGA
Vicia faba (fava bean) is the source of this 1113-nucleotide messenger RNA. NCBI's taxonomy places the organism in Eukaryota, Viridiplantae, Streptophyta, Magnoliopsida, Fabales, Fabaceae. The record is from the annotation of a GenBank genome assembly.